AAUAUUAAAACCGAGCAAUAGGAGACAACCAGGACGAAAAACGACAACCCACAGUUGCAAGAGAACCAGGAGAUGGUUGGAUGUAUUAGAUUUUAAGGGUAUCCUUCCAGAUGAGAUUUUGUUGCUGUGGAAAAUUUGAAGCCCUGUUUUGAUGCCCUUGUUGACUGUGAAGAGAGCAUAGACUAUAAUAAUUCCAAACACGUUCCCUAAGCAGGAGCCUUGAUUUUCUUUGCCUGCACUGUAACAGUGAGAGAGAAACAGCUUCAAGAGGAUGAGUGAACUGGAACAGUUACGGCAAGAAGCGGAGCAACUGCGGAAUCAAAUCAGAGAUGCCAGAAAAGCAUGUAGUGAUACAACUCUUGCUCAGAUCACCACAAGUCUGGACUCAGUGGGUCGAAUCCAAAUGCGAACAAGACGUACACUGAGAGGUCACUUAGCUAAAAUUUAUGCUAUGCACUGGGGAUCUGAUUCAAGGCUACUAGUCAGCGCUUCCCAAGAUGGAAAAUUAAUUAUUUGGGAUAGUUAUACAACAAACAAGAUGCAUGCCAUUCCUUUGAGAUCUUCCUGGGUGAUGACCUGUGCAUAUGCUCCUUCUGGCAACUAUGUCGCUUGUGGUGGAUUGGACAACAUCUGUUCCAUAUAUAAUUUGAAAACCAGAGAGGGCAAUGUGAGAGUGAGCAGAGAGUUACCAGGGCAUACAGGAUACUUGUCCUGCUGUCGUUUUCUAGAUGACAACCAAAUUGUUACAAGUUCAGGGGACACCACCUGUGCUCUUUGGGACAUUGAAACUGGUCAACAGACCACCACCUUCACUGGGCAUACCGGAGAUGUGAUGAGUUUAUCCCUAAGUCCAGACAUGAGGACUUUUGUUUCUGGUGCCUGUGAUGCCUCCUCCAAGCUUUGGGAUAUUCGCGAUGGAAUGUGCAGGCAGUCUUUCACAGGGCAUGUGUCUGAUAUUAACGCAGUUUGUUUCUUCCCCAAUGGACAUGCAUUUGCGACUGGUUCUGAUGACGCCACUUGUCGACUCUUUGACCUGCGUGCAGAUCAGGAGUUAAUGAUGUACUCCCAUGACAAUAUCAUCUGUGGAAUCACUUCUGUAGCAUUCUCAAAAAGUGGUCGUCUCUUGCUAGCCGGCUAUGAUGACUUCAACUGCAAUGUGUGGGAUACUCUGAAGGGGGAAAGAGCAGGUGUCCUUGCUGGCCAUGACAACCGUGUCAGCUGUUUAGGUGUUACUGAUGAUGGCAUGGCUGUAGCUACAGGGUCUUGGGACAGUUUUCUCAGAAUCUGGAAUUAACUGGGAGACAAACAUGUACAUUCUCCAUUGAGAUCUGGAGAGAUCAAUGCUGCAGCCUAUAGCUGUGAAAUAACAUUUCUACCUUGUAUUUGCAGGUGAAGUUUUUCUAUUCACUGAUUAUUACACAAAAAGGCUUUCUGUAAACUAGAAAAAAAUCAAGUGAAGAAAUAGGGGUGGGGGUGGAGAAAUCACUGACUUUUAAAAAGGGGCCAGGCCAGCACACAUAAUCAUGGUGACUGAGAAACUAAGAGCCAGUCUUUUUUGUUUUUGGUGGUUUGGUUAGAUUGUCCUCGAGGGAUUUCUGCUUGUGCUCAAAGUCUGCUAAUUCUGUACUUUUUUUGUACAUAACAGAAUAUACACAUUAUAGCAGCCAAUCAUGUAACAUUUGUCUGUAUGUAAAGAAAUAUGUUUGCAUUUUUUAAGGAACUACAUUUAUAGCUUUGCAUUUAACCUGAGAUGUCACUUCUGAGUUCUGUAGUGGAUGAACUAGAUUGCUGUUUUAAACGCUUUUGUGAAUUUACUGUAGAUAAAGUGGAGCCAAUGGUAUGUAUGUGUUUUUAUAAUGGAAGGCAUUUGAAUUACUACUUUUUUUUUUUUUUUUUUU
This is a messenger RNA of Terrapene triunguis (Three-toed box turtle), 1898 nucleotides long. RefSeq names its product G protein subunit beta 4 (gene GNB4). The record is from RefSeq and is a predicted model, not a curated record. NCBI's taxonomy places the organism in Eukaryota, Metazoa, Chordata, Testudines, Emydidae. Gene Ontology annotation, molecular function: protein binding; signaling receptor complex adaptor activity. Gene Ontology annotation, biological process: G protein-coupled receptor signaling pathway. The transcript is spliced from 12 exons. The coding region runs from base 272 to 1294 and encodes 340 amino acids. Gene Ontology annotation, cellular component: cytoplasm; heterotrimeric G-protein complex.